Molecule: messenger RNA, 357 nt
Organism: Mesorhabditis belari
Lineage: Eukaryota; Metazoa; Nematoda; Chromadorea; Rhabditida; Rhabditidae
Source: the annotation of a GenBank genome assembly
AUGAGCCCCCCUCAUCCCCACGAAAAUCCGUACAAUGCCCGUCAAGGGCCGUAUGGAACACAAUACGUGGUGGCGCCGCCUUUCACAGCGACUUCCCCGCCAGGACAACCGCCAUUCCAACACCCCAAUCCACAUGGUCAGUACGAGUCUUUCGCCAACAUGUUUCCGCCCGGCUCCAUCCCGACAUCCGCGCCUCCCGGUUAUCAACAACAUCAACAGUUGCCGAAUAACUUUACACCCGCUGGACAAAAUGGAUAUCCACAAAAUUUUUAUGGUCAACAACAGUGUGAUCCUAACGGAACGAUACCAAAUUCGCAGAAUCCACAUGCAGCCUUCUGGCCACAAAUGGGUAUGCAA